Molecule: messenger RNA, 4857 nt
Organism: Cucumis melo (muskmelon)
Lineage: Eukaryota; Viridiplantae; Streptophyta; Magnoliopsida; Cucurbitales; Cucurbitaceae
Exons: 6
Coding region: 260-3625 (1121 amino acids)
Source: RefSeq, a predicted model, not a curated record
ACAUUCGCGCCUCACAUGCGAGGCGAGAGGUGGGUUGUACUUGUACGUUGUGCUACGUUGUGCCGGCAUUCAGUUUCUCUCAAAACUUUCUUUCUGGCUUCCACACAUGUGCUCGCCGCUUCAUUGCGGCUCUUCUCUUGGGUUUUGCUUCACUGAUUCUGUGCUAAUUUCAACGGAGAGGAAUAUUGGACAUCAACCUUUAGAUUUUAGAAGAACGCUUCAUCGUUUUUCCCUUCCAGUUUAUCAUUGAUUGAAUACAAUGACGAUACCGGAUUAUUCCACUUGUUUCGUCGAAGCUGCGGCGUCUAACAAUACUGUUUUUGUCGAUACUAGCCUUGGCACUCACUUGGCGAUGGCCGUCUCUGACGGUGAUACCGUCUCCGAUGUCAAAGAGAAGAUAGAAAAGGAACAUCCACUCUGUUUUCCUCAUCUCGGGACCAUAAAAAUUCAUGCAAUUAAGGUUUCGCGCAGAGGGUACUUCUAUCAUCUUUCUGAUUCCAUGUAUUUGAAAAGUGCAUUUGUUGGCUACGACGACAGUUGGUUUCUUUCUAUUGAUGCUUCUAUUGUUGAUGAUCACUCAACUGACCCUAAUACUGGCAGUGUUGCUAGAAAUAAUCAUAGUGAACAGUUACCUAACUAUGAUGCUCAAAAAUUGCAAGACAUUGUGGCUCAACAAUAUGUCAAUGAGGAAGCCCCUACUGAUAUCUAUUUUGAUUCAUGUCAUUCUAGUAAAAGAGAUUUAAUGAUCAAGAAGGCAGAAGUUACACAUUCUGUCAAAAAUCGCAGCAAACAUCAAUUGAGCAGGACGAGGAAUGACUGUGAAGGCUUCAAUGAAACAUUGGAAUCUCUGCCGGCUGUGAAGCAGAAUCAUAAAAGUAAGAAAAACAAAACAAUAUUGAUUAAUGGACACAAAUUUGCUAAUCAUACCAGUGAUGAUAAUGAUCAAAAUCCUUUGCCGCAAGUCGUUGGAUCUAGUGAAAAAUCCAGGGAAUAUGCACAUAAUGAAGUUUCCGAUCAUCCAAUGAUGGAAAGCAAAGCCAAUGUAGAUGAACCUGGUCAGAUUUCAUCUUCUAAUACAAGCGAUGAAUCUGAAUCUAAAAAUGGAAGGAAGCUAAAGUAUAAUUUACCUGAUGAAGCUGAAAUUGAUGGCAAAAAUGAUAAAUCCAAAUAUCCGAUGGACAAUACUGCAUUCAAAGUAGCUGCACAGGCUGGGUCCAUUGCGGAAAAAAUCCGUAAGACUGAAAUGACAAUUAGAGUAAUGAAUGGGGUGGAAGAAAACAGGGAUCUGGUUUCUGAAUCUAGUAAAGCGACAUCUACUUCCGAGUACUUGCCAGAUAAGAAACAAACUCCACAAGUUGUCAUAGGUAGUUUGUCUACUGAACCUUACGCUCACUUGCUCAAGACUGCUUCAAGUGGUGUGAAGAAGAGGGAAAAGAAAAGCAAAUUUAAGUUGUCAGGUUGUCCAAAUCAGGUUGUUGGUUUGAUUUCAUCUAGAGUAGGGGAUCAACAGGAUGCAAGUCGAGAAUCUGAUAUAGCAACUGUCCCCAGUCGAGAUAUUGAGGAGACAUCAAUUCCCAACCUCCUUGAAACAUAUGCAAGGGAAAGACAGUAUGAAUCUAUCGAUAAAACUGCAGAAAGUUACGCACCGCCCCCGGUUGGAGAGUCCUGUAUGUUUCUCUUCAAGCAUUAUUUUAGCAUAAUUUAUGGUGAUAAGAACAACAUUGAACUUCCUAAUGUCCAAAGUAUAAUGGAUGCAUCUGAUAAACCUGUUGUGUUAGGAGGAAUGGUAGAUUCAGAGGAUCUUGCCUUUAAAAGCAAGGACCUCGCUGAUCUCCAGAAAAGUAUUGGUACUUCGGAGGAUGCCAAUAAUGUUCAAAGGAAUCAUCUUACGUGCAAAACUGGAAAGUUUGUUGCAAUUCUAGAGGAAAGAGAUUCCUUGGAGAUUGCUGAUGCAAAAGCCUCAAUGGUAGAGAACUGCCCCUCAUCAAGCUGGGAUGGUACUGAUGCAGACGCUAACACUAAAGCUAUGAAAAUUUCUGAAUUAGUUCAUUUAAAGGGAACUGCUGAAAACGUCAAGCAUGGUAAGAAAAAGAAGAUUAAAAAAUCUAGGAAGUCAGCAGAAGAAAGGCAGAUUAAUUUAGUCACAGCAGGUGCUAGAGAUUCCGCACAAGACAUUUCAACUGAGAUACAAAGUUUUACUGUAGGUGAUAAUUCCUGUAGUAAAGCCGAGAUUGGAGAAAGGAACGUUUCUCUAAGGAAAGGAGAAAACACAACUAACUCAACUAAUACUUCUAUAUUGCCUGAUGUUAGGAACAUAAAUUUAGAUAAACCAAAUAUAAGUAAGGUGGAACCUUUACUGCAAACCAGCAAAACUCAAGCAGUAGCAAAAGACAUGGAUGGGCAGGUGGGAAAGAAAACUAAGAAGAGACCUGUGGCUUCAAUGAAAAGUACACCUGACUUUCAGGCAGAAAGUAUUGGUAAUGAGGAUUCAUUCUCUUCAAAGAGAAAUGAGAGGGAAGUAAAACCUUGCAAGAAAUCUAAGACAGUUAGGUCCUCCCCAAAUCCAUCUCACAUUUCUGAAGGCUAUGAAGAGAGGUAUAUAGAAGCAAAUAGAUUUAGCAACACCACUAAAGAUGGUAAUUCUGAUAAGGUCGAUGAUGUUGAAGUUCCUUCUGAAAGCAAUAAAGUUGGCAUUGAGGAAAAUGCUGACAGAUUCCAACACGAGUCUGUUAAAUUGCAGGUUGACAAUUUGAGUAGGGAGAAAAGUGUGAAUACUUUGCUCAAAGCUAAAAGAAAAAAGAAGGAUCCAAGUGCAUCUUCUGCGACCUCCUUAAGCAUGCAGAACGCACAGAAGUCAAAUGAAAACACAGAGAAUGAGGGACAUUGUCUAACUAGCAACUCUAGCGCUCUCAAACUUCAUGGAUCUUCGUCAAAGGAUAAAUGUGAUGCAAUGCUUCAUGUUGACAAUAAGCUAAAGAAAAUUUCAAGAGGUGGGGUAAAAUCCUCGACUUCUAAUGAGCACAAACAGAAAACUUCCGACUCUAAUCAAGCAGCUAGGGUGAGGGAAAAAGUUGUUGAUUCUUCUCGAGACAGUACUGAGAUGCACAGUGAAACUUCUUCUUUACCAAAAACAAAACCAAAGAUGAAAAGGUCAGCAAAUAUGGUUAACCAUGAUCAAAAGCGUAAGGGGCGUCAAUCUACUGGGAUUGGUCGUCCUGAGGAUGGAAGAAAAUCUUCUCAGACUGGAAAGAAAGAUGUUACUCAAUCACAGGGAAGGAACAUGUUGCUUACACCAGGUGGCAUAUUUAAGGAUGCUAGCAGUGAUAGUUCUGAGGAUGAAGCAGGAAUUGUUGAUUCAGAUGCCAGUACCAGAUCUCCAGAUAAUUCACAAAUAUCCGACUUCUCAGAUGGUGAAAGCAAUGGAUCUAUUGACUUGGAAAGAACAAACAUUCCUAGAAACAGGAGAAAGAACGACCCUUCAAGCCCUGAGAAUUUGACCCUUGACACGAUCCUUCGAAGUUCAAGUAGAUAUAAGAAGGCAAAGAUCACAGCCUCCCAAUUACAGCAAGAUGAUACUGAAAGCCAGCCUGUUGAUUUUGUUCCAGACAGUCAGACUAAUACUUAGUUCGUUAUUGUCAUGUACCUCCUCCAGGACUAGUAUUCCAGAUUGCAUUGUCAAACGUUAUUGUGCUUGUCUAAAUUUGUUAAUGGGAAUUGUCAGGAUAUCAGAUAAAUUUUGAAGGAAAUGAAAUCCUUGGGUAUCUUUUGGAUGCUUGCAUGAUGUUUUCGUGCUGGUCUGAUUUGUAGUAAGCACGAAUCUUAUUUUGAAGUUGAGGAUCAGUUGAACUAUAGUUUACGGAAACUUCUUUUAGAAUUUUUGAACGUUAAGUUCUUAGAUGUUAGACCUAUUACGUACAGCAUGAUAUUUAAUGAAGUUGAAAAUGUUAAGUAGCUAGCUCUCUCUCUGGUAGCCAACACGAAGAUGAAAGAGACUCCAACUUCGAAGCAUAUAGACAUGGAAAGAUACAGCCAAUGGCUCAGAGGACAGAAGAAAUAAUAAUCGCUAUUUAAAAUAGAUUCAUUAACGUAAUCUGCAAUUACAGGUGCUUUGUUUGCUAUCACAUUUCUCAAAAAAUUGGAAUCACUUGGACCUCAUCCUGUUGAGCUGAUUCAAAGCCGGCUGUAGAAUGUUGUACAACACCCAAAGAAUGGCGGGUGCUACGACAAACAGAAGAAGUUGUCCCCUGCUAUCGCUUGAAGAAGCAUCGGCAAUCAUGGCAAUCUCGCUGGCCGAAGCAUCAGGUGCGUACAUAAACCCUGAUGCAGUCAAUCCACCUAAUCCUAACCCAAUUAUCACACCCUUGUCACUGCGCAUUCUGUUGAUCUGGUUGAGUGCUGGCUGUAAUAUGUUGAACAGAACCCAUGCUAUGGCCGGGAUAAGAGGUAGCAGAAGGGCUAAACCACGGUUGUCACCGUCGGCUGCUAUCUCUGCAAUUUGUUGGGCUGCAAAUGCAGGAUCCGAUGUUCCCAAAGUUGCAAAGACAGCUCCGGCGAUGGCGGUGCUGGAGAGGAAGGUUGAUAAGUUGGAAUUUUCAUUAGAUUUUGAUGAAAUAAGGCCUUUUGGAAGGUUUUGGAGAGAGAGGAGGGAGAUAGGUUUGGGGAUUAUCUUUUGGGUGUUAUGGGUUUUGGUGGAGUUGAUGCUUGUGCACUUGACACUGAGCACCGCCAUUGUAGCCAUGGUAGCUGCCAUUGAAGUUGACUUGCUUGUUUCCGUUGAACUAAGCUCUGGGCUUUGGCAGGUAGAGGAGAGAUGCAGAAUGAAGUAGAAAUGGUUGGGUUUUGGCAAAACAAUGUUAG